GGCCAAAGCACUUCUGCGAUGGGUAAUCCACGCUCGCAAUAGGACUGGAGGCGCGCGGAAAUUAGUAACUUUCAACGCACAAGAGAUACCUUUUAAAUCCAACGGAAGGAAAGCAAGAACAGACGCCACAAAUUUACACGUUCACGCGCACGCAUGCACACGCUCCCGCUCGCACGGGCAAUGUAAGGAAUGCGUGCAGAACACAAAGUUUUUGCCUGCCGGAGAUCAAAGGAGCAACAAGAGCCCCCUGAGUUAGGAGUUGGGUGCUGACAGUGGCAAUCACACCAUUACAGAGCUUUUUUCUAUAGAUUCCGUGGUUUUUUUUUCAGAGGGAUUUUUGCUUGUGAAUAUGCUUGAGAGGAAAGGGGACGAAUCCCUUGCAAGAUAUCCUCAGCCAUGAAUGAAUAAUUUCCAGAAGGAAAACUGGUGAAGAAAAAAACCGAGGUUAAUCAACUUGAUUCAACUUGCAUAUCUUUACUAUGCAGUUUACAUGGUUAAACUUGGAUCCUCUCAUGCUUAAAACCCCACUGUGACUGGUAAGAAGAGUGACUUUUGGGGCCUGCUGAACCUGAAGAUUGCUUGACAGAAGUUUCUGAAAAGGUUUUUGAGUCAUGAUGCAAGAAUCUGGAACUGAGACAAAAAGUAACGGUUCAGCCCUUCAGAAUGGAGCAAGCACUGUCAACUCCUUACUAGAUUGCACCCUACGUGAAGUAAGACCAAACGGAGAGACACCUUCGUUGGAAAUCGGUGCUGCGGAUCUUGCCCAUCUUCAGCAACAGCAGGCUCUUCAGGUAGCAAGACAACUUCUGUUACAGCAACAGCAGCAGCAACAACAACAACAACAGCAUCAACAACAGCAACAAGUUAGUGGGCUAAAGUCUCCCAAGAGGAAUGACAAACAGCCAGCCCUUCAGGUUCCAGUGUCGGUGGCUAUGAUGACACCUCAAGUUAUCACUCCCCAGCAAAUGCAGCAGAUCCUCCAGCAGCAAGUGCUAACUCCACAGCAACUUCAGGUCCUGCUCCAACAGCAGCAGGCACUCAUGCUUCAACAGCAGCAGCUUCAAGAGUUUUAUAAGAAACAGCAGGAACAGUUGCAGCUUCAACUUCUACAGCAACAACAUGCUGGAAAACAACCUAAAGAGCCGCAGCAGCAACAGGUGACUUCGCAACAGUUGGCCUUCCAGCAGCAGCUUCUGCAAAUGCAGCAAUUGCAACAGCAACACCUCUUGUCUUUGCAACGUCAAGGUUUGCUAUCAAUUCAGCCGGGCCAACCUGCUUUAUCAUUGCAGCCUCUUGCUCAAGGCAUGAUUCCAACCGAACUCCAACAACUCUGGAAAGAAGUGACAGGAUCUCACACAGCAGAGGAAGCAGCCAGCAACAACCAUAGCAGUCUGGAUCUGUCAACCACAUGUAUCUCCUCUUCAGCCUCUUCAAAGCCCUCAUUAAUAAUAAACCCACAUGCCUCAACCAAUGGACAGUUGUCAGUCCACACUCCUAAAAGGGAGAGUUUAUCUCAUGAAGAACCCUCUCACAGUCAUCCGCUUUAUGGGCACGGAGUAUGCAAAUGGCCGGGCUGCGAAGCAGUAUGUGAAGAUUUCCAGUCUUUUUUAAAACAUCUCAACAGUGAGCACGCGUUGGAUGAUAGAAGUACAGCCCAAUGUAGAGUACAGAUGCAAGUUGUACAACAGUUAGAGUUGCAGCUUGCAAAAGACAAGGACCGCCUGCAAGCAAUGAUGACACACCUGCAUGUGAAAUCGACUGAACCAAAAGCUACCCCUCAGCCUUUUUCCAAAUACUUGGGUGGCCAAGGAGGGAAUGACUACUUCAGGUUGCAUUACUGCAGGCUUAAAGGGACAACCAAAUACGAAUUUGGAGAAAAGGAAUUGAAUCUUGUCUCUAAUGUCACGCUUUCCAAGACCGCAUCAGAGGCUUCUCCACAGAGUUUACCUCAUACUCCCACCACCCCGACAGCACCCAUCACUCCUGUUACCCAGGGACCUUCUGUCAUCACUACUACCAGCAUGCACAACGUUGGACCCAUCCGAAGGCGGUACUCUGAUAAAUACAACGUGCCCAUCUCCUCAGCAGAUCUUGCGCAGAAUCAAGAAUUCUACAAGAAUGCAGAAGUCAGGCCGCCCUUUACAUAUGCCUCUUUAAUUAGGCAGGCAAUUCUUGAAUCUCCAGAAAAGCAACUAACACUAAAUGAAAUCUACAACUGGUUCACACGUAUGUUUGCCUACUUCAGACGCAAUGCAGCAACGUGGAAGGGUGCUAUUCGCACCAACCUCUCCCUGCAUAAGUGCUUUAUCAGAGUAGAGGAUGAGUUUGGGUCCUUUUGGACUGUUGAUGAUGAAGAGUUUAAACGUGGCCGUCAUAUUCAACGAGGCCGUCCUCGAAAAUUCUGCCCCGAUGAAAACUUUGGCGAGCUUGUUACACAAAACCCCUCACUUAUUAAAAACAUGCAGACCAGCCACACCUACUGCUCACCUCUCAAUGCUGCUUUACAGGCUUCAAUAGCUGAAAACAGUAUAUCUCUAUACACUACUGCUUCCAUGGGAACCCCCACUCUGGGCAGUUUAGCCAAUGCAAUGCGGGAAGAUCUUAAUGGUGCAAUGGAGCAUGCGAACAGCAAUGGGAGCGACAGCAGUCCAGGCCGUUCCCCUAUGCAAGCAAUACACCCUGUGCAUGUCAAAGAAGAGCCAUUAGAUCCAGAUGAAAAUGAAGGCCCACUCUCCUUAGUCACCACAGCCAAUCACAGUCCGGAAUUUGAUCACGACAGAGAUUAUGAAGAUGAACAUGUAAAUGAAGACAUUGAAUAAAAAAUGUCUGUGACUUUUCAUUCUACAAAUGAAGAUCCUGGGGAGGGACCAAAAAAACAAACAAACAAACCCUUUUAUCUUUCAGAAUUAGCUGUGAAAUCUCUCCCCGCCAUUGUACAGUCUGGAAGAUACACUUGGUCCAUUCUGACAGCUAUAAAAUAUGUUAACACUUAGUGCCAUCAAGUAUCCCAUUUGGGAGUAUUUUUGAUUUUUCUACUUUUUGUUGAAAAACAAAGCAAAGGAAUUUGUACUCUGUGCAUUGGAUGGACUUGUUUGGUACUCGGAAUUCCUACUCACAGUCAACAUCAGUGUUGUAAAUGUGUUCCACUAAUUCCCUUAUCCACAACUUGGCAGCAGACUUUGGACUGCAGAUCUUCCACUAUGGAACACUGAAGACAUGAAGCUGAGCAUGUACACAUCAAUUGCAGAUCAAGCCUUUACCCAGAUUUUAAGGAUUUCAGUGGACAAUAUAUUUGCACAGUAUCGCAUGUUGAUUAUCACUGCCUUUACUUUUUUUUUUUUUUUGCUUCCAUUUGGGAUGGGGAAAUCUUUUUGAGUGUGCGUGUGUGUGUGUGUGUGUGUAUACUAAAGGGUUAAAAGAAAAAAAGCCCUCUUUUUUAGUGUAUAGCUUUAUUUUUUUUUUCCUCCUAGUUCUCCUAUACCUUUUUAAGUUCUGACCUCAGGCCUCAAUUGGCCAGGGCCUUUUGAGGCUUAAUGUUUUCUGUACUUUUGUGAUGAAUGUUAAUAGGUGUGUUUAUUAUACAAAGCUGAAUGUUCUUUGAAUUGUUUGUAGUUCUUUUUCUGCCAUCCAUUCCAAAUUUCCUUCAGAUGCCAUUAUGUUUUCUUUAGCUAUGGAAAACAUUCCAUUUUGGACUAAAUGCCCCCCUCCCACACACACACACACACACACACACGACUCUAGAAAAAGUUCUAAAAUGCUGCUGUGACCUGUGCAAAGUUAUCUUACGACAGAAAGAAAGGCAGUAAUUCAAGAGUGAACAAACCAGCAUCAAAGCCGUAGAAUGUGGUUCUAAAGUCAUUCCACAGAGCAUCUAUGUUUGUGUGUGCAUGUGUGUUUAUGUACACAUGCACAUAAAACCAUUGUUUGUGGGUUCCCCCUCAAACCCACCCACCCCCAUUGGUUUUUCCUUAUUUGCAGCAAUUGUGAAUAUUUAGGGAGACAUUGAUAGCCCCUUCAGAAAGUGCACAUCCUACAGAUGUUGUCAAAAAGAAGUAUAAAUGUGUAAGGCUUUUGUGCGUUUAGCUUUUUAAAAUAAGUUCCUGGGCCAAUCAAAUCUUUCUGAAGUAUGUUAGCACAUGUACUAUUAGAUUCUUAUUUGCCCACAUGCCUCAUUGGAUAUUACUCGUGAUGGUUCUUCCAAGUUAAGUUGUUUGAGAUUUAAUUGGUGGCAUCCAUCAGUUUUAAGUUGUUGCGUUCAAUUCGUUGGGAAGGCAAUAAGGCCCAUUAGUUGUUAAGUGUUAGUAGUUUUGCCAUUGCAGAUAAGAUCAUUACACAAUAUCACACCAACCAGUAUAAAAAACAGUCUGAUGAAAUCUGUGGGUAAACCAGCUCUGAUGCCGACAACAGUCUUCUUCAGAGCAAGAGUGGGCAGACAGCUGCAGUUCCAAUGUUGGUACCCCUUGAUCACCAAACUUCUAGUGACUUCAUUCUCUAACCACUUUUCAGUAAUUCACUCAUUUAUGUCGGACUAUAGCUUUUAAUUUCAGAAGUCUUUCUGAUCUUAAUUUAUAUUCUACUUUGUACCCUUCUCCCCUAAAGUUACCAAAGAUAUUACACAAAGUAAAUUAUGUUCUCUGUUCUAUGCUUUAUCUUAUGAAAGCCAAAUAUCCUCUUAUUGUUGAUCAAAGGAGGUUAAAGAAUUACGAAGCAAAUGACAAAAUAAUGGGCUACAGCUAACCUGAGAAGGAAAACUGCUCCUUUAUUAAAUAUAAUUUAGAAGACCAA
Molecule: messenger RNA, 4785 nt
Organism: Pantherophis guttatus
Lineage: Eukaryota; Metazoa; Chordata; Lepidosauria; Squamata; Colubridae
Gene: FOXP1
Product: forkhead box P1
Biological process (GO): regulation of transcription by RNA polymerase II
Cellular component (GO): nucleus
Molecular function (GO): DNA-binding transcription repressor activity, RNA polymerase II-specific; RNA polymerase II cis-regulatory region sequence-specific DNA binding
Source: RefSeq, a predicted model, not a curated record